UUAUGUUUAGGAGAUGUGUGUUUGCUGGUGCUCAGUGGUGGAAAGCUGUUCUCGCGAGACGGCUCGGCAGAAGCAUAUUUGGCAGGUCUCAACGCCGCCCAAGUAAUCUGAUAUAUGUAUCUGCCUGGUCCGCCUUUCUGGGGGAGAAGCGAACAUCUUUCUGUGUAAAGUUCUCGUCAGAAUCCUCGCCAAACAUGGGCUCCUCAGAUACCAAAGCCGUCCAUCUUGAGAACAAAGGUCCCGACACGCAGGUCCCAAUCGUUCUCGACGACCAGUAUGAAAACGAACUACUGGCCGUUCAGCUGGGAAAUCAAGACAAAGAAAUCAAAAGGAUCCUUCGCAAGCUAGACCUUCGCCUGGUGUUGACGCUCUCGGUGCUUUAUCUUUGGGCCUUUAUUGACCGCGGAAACCUGGCCAAUGCCAACAUUGCAGGGAUGAGCGAUGACCUCGGACUCACAGGAACAAAUCGCUACUCGGUGUUGACCAUGAUAUUCUUCAUUGGUUACAUUCUUAUCGAUGCUCCGGCCUCGUUCAUUGUUCGAAAGAUUGGAGCGAUCAUAUGGAUACCAUCGAUUGUGUUAGCUUGGGGGAUUGUGACAAUUGCUCAAGGCUUCUGUCAUAGCUGGGUACCACUUCUAGUCUGCAGAAUCAUCCUCGGAUUUCUCGAGGGCGGUCUCAUUCCCAGUGCGAUUUUUUUGAUCUCGCUGUGGUACACUCGAUAUGAAGCUCACAAAAGGUUGGCUUGCUUUUAUGUGGUCGGAAUCGCGUCGACUGGACUCUCCGGCCUUCUUGCAUUUGGUAUUGAAAACAUGGACGGUCUCAGCGGGAUCGCCGGAUGGAGAUGGAUAUUCAUCAUUGAAGGAAUUGCCACGUGCUUCUGUGCGAUUGUCGCAUACUUCACUCUGGUUGACCUCCCUGACAGAGCUACGAGGAGAAACUUUUUGCGAAUGCCACCUUUCUUGACCGCCACAGAGUCCAACCUGAUGCACGCUCGUAUUGAACAGGAUAGAGGAGACAGCACCGUGGAGAAAGUUACGUUUAGGGCCAUGUUGAGAUGUGCUCGAGACUGGAAAGUGUGGGAGUUCUCUGCGCAUGUCAUGCUCAAUAAUGUUGCCCUAUAUGCUUUCGCCUACUUCCUGCCCGCCAUCUUGCAAAAAGGACUCGGAUACUCAACUUCCAAGGCUCAACUCUUCACUUUCCCUCCAUAUGCGGUUGCAGCUCCGUGGAUUCUCUUCUGCGCAUGGUUGUGUGAUAGGAUGAAAGUCAGAGGGCCGAUGAUGAUCUUCAACUCGUCUCUCUAUAUCAUCGGAGUCUCAAUGACUGGAUUCGUGGCCAAGCCCGAAGUUAGGUACGGCGGGGUGUUCUUGGGCGUCAUGGGAAUCACCGGCAACAUCCCAACUAACUUUGCCUAUCAACACAACAACGUUGUCGGCCAAACUAAACGUGCCCUGUGCGCAGCGUUGAUGACCACGGGUGGAGGAUUCGGUGGCAUAAUUGCAGGAAACAUCUUUCGUGCGCAAGAUGCGCCCAAUUAUCAACCCGCUCUCAUCAUUUGCCUGUCUUUCCAGAUUUUGAGUAUGUCGUUGGUCGUGAAGAACUUCUUCUACUUUACAUGGGCCAAUCGCCAAGCGGACAAAGGGGAGAAGGUCAUUGAAGAGAAUCCCACAUUCAGAUUCACAUAUUAGUAUGGGAGAGGCAAUCUCGCCACGCGCUGCAAAGGAUUGCCCAGUGAAGAUUGUCCAGGAUGUUGGUGGGAGAAAUGGAAGAGGAAAAAGUCAACGCCGCGCUGGUCCACAGGUACCUAGGUACAUAGCUUAACCUGCAACCAAUACUAGUGGGUGGUUCAGUGGCCCCGAGAGAAAAUGUACAAUCGUGGAAUUUACCUAUCCUCACUAAUGCGAACUGUCAUCCUCGGGACAAUAAAAGCUGGGGUUCCCCCCAAACCUCCUCUCCA
Messenger RNA from Exophiala dermatitidis NIH/UT8656, 1954 nucleotides. RefSeq names its product retrograde regulation protein 2. Gene Ontology annotation, cellular component: membrane. The annotation marks the transcript as partial. The transcript has 16 exons. Gene Ontology annotation, molecular function: transmembrane transporter activity. The record is from RefSeq and is a predicted model, not a curated record. Gene Ontology annotation, biological process: transmembrane transport. NCBI's taxonomy places the organism in Eukaryota, Fungi, Ascomycota, Eurotiomycetes, Chaetothyriales, Herpotrichiellaceae.